AUGAGAAAUUUGGAAAAUCAAUUAGGGCAAUUAGCACAAGCACUGAACUCACGAGAACCUGGAACGUUGCCAAGUAACACCCAAAAUCCAAGUAAUGUCAAUGAUAAGAGGCAAUGUAAUGCCAUCACACUUAGAUCGGGAAAGGAGUUAGCUCCAAAGAAUCAUGACUUACCAGUCACCAAUGAUGAGCAACACCCGGUAAGUGUUGAGACUCAUAAGAAGAAGCAAGAAUUGAAAGAUGAUGAAAAAGAGUAUGUCGAGAUUGAGGACAUAACCGAUGAGGAGUACGGGCAGAAGAAACCGAACAACGAAGGUCUAACAAGUUCAAGUCCAAGUGUUGGAAAUGAAAAGAAAGCCCAAGAAAAAGAUGCUCGAACCGGUGCGACAGUUGCACCAACAACCUUACCUUUCCCACCUAGGAAAAGUAAAUCCAACGAAGAUGAUGGGCAAUUUAAGAAGUUUCUAGAGAUCCUUUCUCAACUUCAUAUCAACAUCCCUUUUGUUGAAGCCUUAAAACAAAUGCCCACAUAUGCAAAGUUCAUGAAGGAAGUUCUUACAAGGAAAAGAGUUUGGAGAGAGUUUGAGACUGUUGCAAUGACGAAAAGUUUCACGUCAAUAAUCAAAAAUAGAUUACCUGUGAAGAAGGAUGAUCCAGGUAGUUUCAUUCUACCGGUCAAAAUUGGAAAAUUUGACAAGAUUGGUUUGUGUGACCUUGGUGCAAGUAUCAAUUUAAUGCCUUUGUCAAUUUUUCAAAAAUUAGGACUUGGUGAAGCUAGACCGACCACAGUUUCACUCCAGCUACCAGACCGAUCUAUGGUAUAUCCAGAAGGUAAAAUAGAGGAUAUCAUUAUCAAGGUUGAUAAUCUUUUCAUUCCAGCUGAUUUUAUCAUUUUGGAUUAUGAAGCUGAAGAUGAUUGUGGAAUAAUUUUAGGGAGGCCAUUUUUGGCAACUGCUGAAGCUUUAAUUGAUGUCAAAAAGGGAGAGGUUACAUUGAGAGUAAAUGACGAGCAAAAGACUUUUAAUAUGUUUAAGGCUAUCAAAAAACCUUCUAAUGUGGAAGAAUGCUCAUUCAUACGAGUUACAAAUGGAUUGGUAGAUUUAAAGGAGGCCCACUUGAACAAGGUGACUCGUAACAUGGAGGAAAAUAGAGAGUCCACAGUUAAAAGUGUAGUGAGUCGGGUUAAGGAGAAGCAUGACUUGAAUGAUAGUGUGAUUGAAUCAUCUUUGCCAUCCCUUGAAAAAGUAUAUGAUUUAGAGUUGAAGUGGCCUUCAGAACACUUGGUGAAGGUUAGAAAGAAAAGGAUGAAGCACUUGUUGAGGCAUUAA
Messenger RNA from Lactuca sativa (garden lettuce), 1326 nucleotides. The record is from RefSeq and is a predicted model, not a curated record. NCBI's taxonomy places the organism in Eukaryota, Viridiplantae, Streptophyta, Magnoliopsida, Asterales, Asteraceae.